Molecule: messenger RNA, 4508 nt
Organism: Drosophila obscura
Lineage: Eukaryota; Metazoa; Arthropoda; Insecta; Diptera; Drosophilidae
Gene: mtRNApol
Product: DNA-directed RNA polymerase, mitochondrial
Exons: 8
Coding region: 178-4260 (1360 amino acids)
Biological process (GO): mitochondrial transcription
Cellular component (GO): mitochondrial DNA-directed RNA polymerase complex
Molecular function (GO): DNA-directed RNA polymerase activity; protein binding; mitochondrial promoter sequence-specific DNA binding
Source: RefSeq, a predicted model, not a curated record
GUUAAAAAACACCCCCGGCAGCGGGCGCACGUGAAGGCGAUGAACAACAGUUUGGUCUGGUUUCUGUUGUGUAUUAUGCAAUUAUACUGUGUGAAAAUUGUGGAAAACUGCCUGAAUUGAAUGCGUUUGCCGAGUGUCAACUGUUUGGGGCUCAACACGUAGCGGCAACAAUCCGAAAUGUAUCGUUUGCUGAGCGCAAAUCGAGCCGCGGCCAUGCACAAAGUGCUCCGAGUGCCACCCACAGCCACCACAACGGCGUGCUGCGAUUGCGGCGGUGGUUCUGUAUCGCAGAAUUUCGUACAUUAUCAGCAGUAUUAUCAAAUGCUAUACCGCCAAAUGCCGGCAAUAACUGCAACACCAUUCGCACGCCCACAGACCACAGCACCGACCCAGACGGAUGCCCAGACGCAAGGCAAGAAGAAGCGCUUGCGCAAGCCACGCUUCGCCAAGUAUGUGGAGCUCCUAGAGGUCACUGAGCUGACCGCCAGCGAACGAAAGUCGCGCGUAAAGCGCCUCAAGUCAAAGAAGCUGGCCGAGUUCAUACAGAAAACCCAACAGCAAAUACUGGACAAGCGGGCACGGGAGGAGAAACGCGGCUUGAAGAAGAGCAGUAAAGGCGGCCUGGAGCCGGCCCAACGGCAGCCCGUGGAGUAUCAGAAAAUCGAUAUGGAGGCAUUGGAUGGGUCCAUUUUGGAGUCAGGCAUUUAUGAUGACCGGCCCAUGCUCUUUUUUGGCAAGGAUGAGUACACUAAACAGAUUAUCGCGAAUCCCGAAGAGGUGCAGAAUAUCCUGAAGAGUUUUCACAAUUUCCGUGACAUCAUUGAGAGCAUGGGCAAUGAGCAGCAGGAAGCCGAUUUCGGCCUCACUGCACCCAAGCACGGGGAGGAGCUGGAAGCGUUGGAUCCCUUUGAGGCCAUAGAACCCUACAUCAAUCCCUUGGACAAGAGCAGACCCGCCGUCACAGCUCCCGUGGUGCCCAGCGUCAAUGCUGUUACAGCCAAAUCCAAGAAGCGAUUCAAGUCAAAAGUUCACGUAAAUGAGGAGCAGGAGCGUCUGGGCAAGCAGCGGGCAUUGCAAAUCAAUCUGCACACCUAUUUGAAUGUCUGUGUCUCCGCCAAUAUGCUGAGUCGAGCCCUGUCCACCAUCAUUGCCUAUCGCAGUCGGAUCAAGAAGAGCACGAGUCCCCGUCUAACCGAAGGCCUGCUCACCACUGACCUCUACAACAUCCUGCUGCAUGGGUAUGCGGGCAAGGGAGCCUUUGAUCGCUUCGAGGAUAUCUUUAAGCUGCUCGAAGAGGAUGGCCUGACGUUCAACGAGCAAACCUAUGCAGCCGUUUUCGAGUGUUUGGGUCGCUUGGAGCCAGACGAGCAGAACCAGCAGCUGCUCAGCCAGUACAUAGCACAAGCGGAGCAGGAAGGAUUCACACUGAACCAAAUAAUGGAUAGGUCGAAAUUCGUUGCCGAUCAGCGUGACAUUGCCCUGGAUGCGCUGCGUCGGAUUCGUUCUGACUUCACGCCCGUCUAUGUGCCGCCGCAGCUGGGCUAUGACAACGAGCUGCUGAAUCAUCUGAACGAGCAUGUGCUGCCAGUGGGCGCCGAGAAUGGAGGCAGUAUACAGCAGGAUGCCGACUAUGCCAUAAUGAACUCGAGGCGAGGCUACGGCAAGGCGCAGCUGGAGCAACUUGCGCGGGAUCAGCUGAAGGUGGAACUGGACGGCUGCAUCACCAUUAAAUCGAUCGAGAAGACGAAAGAGUUUGCCAAUGCUGAUAAAUGCCGCGAACGACUGAAGGAGCUGGAGCAGAGUUGGCGCAAACAAAUCUCGACGGCCAUUGUGCGCGACCUGAACACGUUGCGUGCCCAGGUGCGCUUCAAGCCGCAUGGCUACAUGAACUACUACACAUAUCUGAAGGCGCUGGACAGCACACACUUUGCCGACAUCCUCAUCAAGGAGCUGUACAAGCUGGCCGAAGGCUCGGAGACUUUCAGUCCGACGGUGGGGCAGCUGUAUAAGGAACUGGGCGAGAAGGUGCAGCAACGCUACCAGAUCGAACAGAAGAAGCACAACGGCACGCUCGAGAAGAUUGGCGAGAUCUACAGUUCGUAUUGUGAUCUGUGGGACAGUGGCAAUACCCAGGAUAAUUCGCGUCAGGCGUGGCAGCGGCUGGUGCACGAGCAGCGGGAGAGUGGACCCAGCAUGGAUCUGCCCGAGGUGCCGUGGCCCACGAAUGUGCUGGCCGGCGUCGGAAGAUUUCUGUACAACAUUCUGAUGCGCGACAUCAAGAUCGAUCCGCACAUAAUGCGUCAGAAGAGUAAAUCGAAGACCGUCGCCUCACAGAAUCUGCUACCCGCCUUCUAUACAUUGUUCCGCAAUCAGGGUCGCCUCGUCAAGGAGGAGGUAAAGCCGCAUCCGGUGCUCUCCAGAUUACUGCGUGCCUCGCGCCAGCAGACACUCACCUUUGACUCGAAUCUGGUGCCGAUGCUGUGUCCGCCGCAGCCCUGGAGCACGCCCCACAAUGGCGGCUACCUGCUGAACAAAUCCGAGCUGAUUCGCUUGCCCCAUCAGGCCAUUCAGCAGUGGGAUCGUAUACGGGCCUCGAAUCCACAGCAUCUCUACCCAGCGCUGGACUCGCUCAACCAACUGGCCAGCGUUCCGUGGCGUGUGAACACCCAGCUGCUGGAUGUCAUCGUCGAGGUAUUCCAGAACGGUGGCAAUGCCAAGCUGGAUGUGCCCCAGCCGCCCAGUUCCCUGCCCCCGCUGCCCACUCUCCUCAAAAAAAGCGACGGCAGCGGCGUCUCCAGUACGGAUCUGGCCAAACAGUUCCGCGAGAAGCUCGGCCAUCGACGGAAGAAGGCCGAGAUGUACAGUCUGUGGUGCGAUGCCCUCUACAGGCUAUCGCUGGCUCAGCAUUACCGCGACAAGGUCUUCUGGCUGCCACACAACAUGGACUUUCGGGGACGCGUCUAUCCAGUGCCGCCUCAUCUGAACCAUUUGGGCUCGGACCUGGCUCGUUCGAUGCUCAUCUUUGAUCAGGCCCAGCCCCUGGGCGUCGAUGGUUUCAGUUGGCUCAAGUUGCACUGCAUCAAUCUGACGGGCCUCAAGAAGCGCGAUUCGGUGCGCGAGCGUCUGCUGUACGCGGAGGAGAUCAUGGACGAGAUACUGGACUCGGCGGAUAAUCCGCUCACUGGUGGCAUGUGGUGGGCCAAGUCGGACACACCCUGGCAGACAUUGGGCUGCUGCAUGGAGAUAGCCAAGGUACAUCGUUCGCCCGAUCCAGCCGCCUAUAUGAGUCGCUUUCCCAUACACCAGGACGGCUCCUGCAACGGACUGCAGCAUUAUGCGGCCUUGGGUCGCGACAAGGCGGGUGCUGUCAGCGUCAACCUGGCCCCAUCGGCCAUACCGCAGGAUGUGUACAGUGCGGUGGCCACGCUGGUGGAGCGCAGUCGGAAGAGCGAUGCACAGAACGGGCUGCAUGUGGCCGAGGCUCUGGCUGGAUUUGUGCGCCGUAAGGUGAUCAAGCAGACGGUGAUGACCACCGUCUAUGGUGUGACCCGCUACGGGGCCCGACUGCAGAUAGCGCGCCAGCUGAAGGACAUCGAUGACUUCCCCAGGGAUUGGGUGUGGCCUGCAUCCACUUACCUCACGACCAAGACGUUCGAGAGUCUACGCGAGAUGUUCACCUCGACGCGAGAGAUCCAAGACUGGUUCACGGAGUGUGCGCGUCUCAUUUCGGGCGUGUGCAGCCAGAACGUCGAGUGGACGACACCGCUGGGCCUGCCCGUGGUGCAGCCAUACAACCGGCAGGAGAUCAAACACACAUCCCGAACCGGACUGCGGGUCAACGCCCACAUGGCCAUGGAUAUGUACGAGCGGCCCAACAUUCUCAAGCAGAAGAACGCCUUUCCGCCGAACUUUAUCCACUCGCUGGACUCGUCGCACAUGAUGCUCACCUCGCUGCACUGCGAGCGGCAGGGCAUCACCUUUGUGUCCGUGCACGACUGCUUCUGGACGCAUGCGUGCACGGUGCCGGAGCUGAAUCGCAGUUGCCGCGAGCAGUUUGUGGCCCUCCACUCGCAGCCAAUUCUCGAGCAGCUCUCCGACUUUAUGCGCAACACCUACAGCUUUAAAGACAACGACUUCACAAACGAUGGCUCCGUGGAGGAUCUAUCCAAGCGACAGCUGAAUCGCACCCUCAAGCAACUGCCCCAAAAGGGGGACUUUGAGCUGCACAACGUCCUCGACUCGAUCUACUUCUUCAGCUAGAAUAACCCCACUAGAGCUACACGUACAUAAAAACAAACAACAGUGCCUAAUUUUAAUUUUAUUCAUUAGCUUUACACUUUUACAAUAUUGCUAUUUAAUUUGUUGAACAAUUCGGCCUUUGAUACCAAAAACAAAAACCCAACCGGAUCGUGUCGAGAGGAUCGGAUCGAUGCCAAAUGUGAUUUUGUAGACGUUUAUUACAUAAACUUUAUUAUGUGAAAGAUUCCUAUUAAAAUGAUGCUUAUUAA